AUGAGAUCAAUAGGAUUAACAGGAUUGUUAGCUGUGUGUUAUGCCAUAGGAUUAGUACACGCGGUAGACUCGGAAGGAUGUUAUUCAUCGGUUCUGAUUGCAGAGAGUAAGGGAACAGAGCAAUAUGCCAGUUCGUCCACUUGUUCGGAGCAAUGUCUGGAUUAUGCAUGGUUUGCAUUAAAAAACGGGGGUCAGUGCUACUGUUUGAAGCUGAAGCCUUCGGACUCCACCAGUUCUUCAAGCUGUAACGUGGAGUGUAACGGAUAUGGAGAUGAAAUGUGUGGUGGUAAAAAAGCGUACAGUUUGUAUGCGGGAGUGGGUACUGAAGGACUGGGAAGCAGUGAUUCGAGCAGUCUGAGCUCCUCAUCAUCGCUGUCUUCCUCGUCUAGCAGCAGCUCAAGUGCAACCCGAACAUCCACAUCUACUUCAUCAUCGUCAUCAUCAUCAUCAUCAUCAUCAUCAUCUUCUUCUUCUUCAUCAUCUUCUUCGUCAUCAUCAUCCACAACUGAAUCAGCAUCGCUGUCUUCAGAAGAUUCGACCACUACAUCAGAAUCCAGCUCAUCAUCUUCAGAAGCUCCAACACAGACCACCGUGGUGACCCAACUGUCAUCACAAGGUGGUAAGGUUGUCUACAAAACCAAGACAAUGAGCCCUUCGGCUACUGCAACCUCGUCCAGCUCUUCCACAAGUGCCAGUUCCGACAAAUCACAGAAGAAGGACUCUGGAUCGAAUGUGGGAGCUAUCGUGGGAGGUGUAGUUGGUGGUGUAGGAGGUGCUAUUCUUCUCGGAGCAUUAGCAUUCUUUUUCAUCAGACACCGUAAUAGUCAUGAAGAAUCAGAAGAUGAAGAAGAAUUCUACGAUAAACCUAGUGGGUUAUCUAGUGCGGGAGGAACGAGCAGGUCAAGAAGUAAGAAGACUCUGUCUCCAUUAGACAUGCCUAUGUCUAACCCAUUUACUGAUCCAACUGACACUGCAGCUGCAGGAGGAGGAAAUAAUGCUGGCUUGGUUGAUCCUAGAUUAAAUCCAAUCAUGAUGGGAAGAAGAAGACUAUCUGAUGGCUCUUUAGCGGACGAAACAGACUAUUCCAGAAAAGUUCUACAGGUGGCAAAUCCUGAUGACUGA
Debaryomyces fabryi is the source of this 1122-nucleotide messenger RNA. RefSeq names its product Wsc1p (gene WSC1). Gene Ontology annotation, cellular component: plasma membrane. The record is from RefSeq and is a predicted model, not a curated record. Bases 1 to 1122 code for a protein of 373 amino acids. The transcript has a single exon. NCBI's taxonomy places the organism in Eukaryota, Fungi, Ascomycota, Pichiomycetes, Serinales, Debaryomycetaceae.